UAUGUUCCGUCAGUGUGGCAAUGAGGGCUACAAGCGCUAUAAAAGCAUUGGCAAGAGACACGCGAGGAACGCAGAGUGUGUGGUUACCCCUAUAUCACUUCUGAAGAGACUGCUUGCAGGAGCGUAAAAGCGCACCGGACAAGCUUGGGACUCUCCUUUCCUUGGGUUGUGGAAUGUGACAGUUGCCUUGGGAGACAAUGGCACAUCGGAAUGUUUGCACCAUGCUGGUGAGGAAUCUGCUCCUCUGUUCCCUCAUAGCCCUGGGUGUCCAUUGCCUAGGGAAAAAAAUAAUUCCUGACGAAGAGAAGAACCCAGCGUACUGGAACACAUGGGCACAGCGCUCACUGAAGCAAGCCCUGCAGCUCCAGGAGCUCAACACGAAGGUGGCCAAGAACAUCAUCCUCUUCCUCGGGGAUGGAAUGGGAAUUUCUACUGUGACAGCAGCACGGAUCCUCAAAGGCCAGCUGAAUGGCCAGAGCGGGGAAGAGUACCGGAUGGAAAUGGACAAAUUCCCCUACGUGGCGCUGUCCAAGACCUACAACACCGACGCCCAGGUACCAGACAGUGCGGGCACUGCCACAGCCUACCUCUGCGGUGUCAAGGCCAACGAGGGCACGCUGGGGGUCAGCGCAGCUGCCGUGAGGUCACAGUGCAACACCACUCAAGGAAACGAGGUCACCUCCAUCCUCAGAUGGGCCAAGGACGCAGGAAAGUCAGUGGGCAUUGUCACAACAACGCGCAUCAAUCAUGCUACGCCCAGCGCUGCCUAUGCCCACUGUGUGGACCGAGACUGGUUCUCUGACGGUGAGAUGCCCCAAGAGGCAGUGGAUGCCGGCUGCAAAGACAUUGCCAGACAGCUCUUUGAGAAUAUUCAAGAAAUCGAUGUGAUUUUUGGUGGAGGGAGGAAAUACAUGUUCCCCAAGGACACGCCUGAUGUAGAAUACCCCAGCGAGAAACAGCACUUUGGCACCCGGAAGGACGGCAGAAACCUUGUGGAGGAGUGGAAGGAGAGGAUGAAAGAGAAGAGGGCCCACUAUGUCUGGAACAAAAAAGAACUUCUUUCUCUCAACCCCAACAAGGUGGAUUAUGUUCUCGGUCUGUUUGAACCCUCUGAUCUGCCAUACAACCUGGAGAGAAACAAAGAGACGGAUCCGUCGCUCACGGAAAUGGUGGAUGUGGCUCUGAAAAUCCUCAAGAACAACCCGAACGGAUUCUUCCUGCUGGUGGAGGGUGGGCGGAUUGACCAUGGUCACCAUGACGGCAAAGCCAAGCAGGCGCUGCAUGAGACGGUGGAAAUGGACCGCGCCAUUGGCCGGGCAGGCCUACUAACCAGCGUCCAUGACACCUUGACUGUCGUCACGGCGGACCACUCUCAUGUCUUCAGCUUCGGAGGCUACACGCCACGGGGAAACAGCAUCUUUGGACUGGCUCCAAUGAUGAGUGAUCGUGACCAGAAACCCUUUACGUCCAUUCUGUACGGGAAUGGCCCAGGAUACUCGCUGAUCAACGGCCUAAGAGAGAACGUCUCCACAGUGGACUACCAGGAUAACAACUACCGGGCACAGUCGGCCGUGCCCCUGAGCUACGAGACCCACGGCGGGGAGGACGUGGCCAUCUUCUCCAAGGGCCCGCUGGCCCAUCUGCUCCACGGCGUGCAGGAGCAGAACUACAUCCCCCACGUCAUGGCCUACGCCGCCUGCGUGGGGCAGAACCGCGAGCACUGCCGCGGGGCCUCCUCGGGGGGGCUCAGGCCCAGCCCCAGCCCCGGGACCACGAUCGUCUCCAUGCUAGCUGCGGCGCUCACGCUAGCCUGGCUGCACUGGUGACAGCCCUGUCAGGAAAAACUCCAACCCGCCCUCCAACCCUCCCCUCCUACAUCCCCUCCUGAGGCGUCUCUGCAGCAGAGAAAACAGGCAUUAGUGUGCACUGUACACCGACUUUCACACAUGCACGCUCACACGCGACUACACACACACACACACACACACACACACUUUUACAUUUGUACACAGAGUCAUGUGCAUAGGCAGACACCAAUACUCUCUCUCUCUCACACACACACACACUGAUAUGAACACAUAGGAAUUCACACACACAAGGGCACAUGUUGGCAUUCUUACACAUAUAUACUGUACACACACUCACACGAUAAUAAACAUAAACACACACUCACACAUGCCAUGUGUGCAUAAGCAUUCACACAUGAUAAUACACACAUAAACACACACUCACACAUACCAUGUGUGCAUAGGCAUUCACACACAAUACAAACACACUGUAACCUUUCACUUCUCCUCUACCAUUUAGAUGGAACCACAGUCUCCCUCUAAAUAGAUUUUUAAAUUGUAAACAUGGUAUUCAUUUUUAAAGCAGUUCUGUACAGUUUAUAGACUAAGGGACCAACCCAAGGGCUUUUAAUGGACUUUAUGCAGCCUCUAUGAACAGAAAGAGAGAGAAAAAAAUAAGAGAGAGAAAGAGCACAGGAUAUGACAUUCAAAAAGGUCAGUCAAAAAUACAAUAGAGUGGUACAUGUAGCAUUUCAUAAAGGCUGGAGGUUGUUUUUUUGUUUUCAUUGUCUUCUUUUCACUGUUGUUUUGCAAUGUCAUUUUAUUCUACUGUAUGUGCUCAGCCAAACAGCAUGAGACUCUGAGGAUCCUUGACCUGCUCUCCAGGACAAUGCCGUAAAUUUCCACAGGAAAAUGAGCAGCCAAAGCACACAUGGUUUCAGUGACUUCACGAACAAUAGAUCACUUUAGUCAAAGCAAGACACAGCUGUCUGGGUCUUGUUUUUUUGUUUUUUAAAUUAAUAUGGCAUACUAAUUAAUUAGGUCGUUAAAGACAAUGAUUCAGUCCACUUCAUCAAAUGCCACCAGCAUCUAAAAGAGACUGAAUCAACCCAUUCUGAGAUUUUUUCAGAGGUUGUAUGUCAUUGCUCUCUUUUCCUUAUCAUCCUCAAUUGGUCGUUGAAUCAAAAAACAUCUCAUACACAUACUUUGCAUUCUGAAGUAAUUUGGCUUUCCAACGGCAAAGCUCCAUUUCAUGUGUUUGAAAUGUGGUCAGAAUAAUUGAGAGCACCAUGCUGGAAAGUAUAGAUUUGAAAGUCGCUGUUUUUAAUGAAUGGUUUCAUUUUUUGUCAACCGCAGACAACAUAUGCCAGCAACACAUAACAGUAAAUAUUUGUGGGAAAAUGGGUUUCCCUUGCCAAUAAAAACACCAUGUCAGUUUUUCUAAGA
Alosa sapidissima (American shad) is the source of this 3233-nucleotide messenger RNA. It is a transcript of the gene alpl, whose product is annotated as alkaline phosphatase, biomineralization associated. Lineage: Eukaryota; Metazoa; Chordata; Actinopteri; Clupeiformes; Clupeidae. Gene Ontology annotation, cellular component: plasma membrane. Gene Ontology annotation, biological process: dephosphorylation. Gene Ontology annotation, molecular function: alkaline phosphatase activity. The transcript is spliced from 12 exons. Bases 198 to 1826 code for a protein of 542 amino acids. The record is from RefSeq and is a predicted model, not a curated record.